Molecule: messenger RNA, 703 nt
Organism: Nicotiana tabacum (common tobacco)
Lineage: Eukaryota; Viridiplantae; Streptophyta; Magnoliopsida; Solanales; Solanaceae
Source: RefSeq, a predicted model, not a curated record
AAUAAAUUGCUCCUGUCCAAAAUAUAAAAUAAAAACUCUUGUCUAGUUGCGAAAAUUUUAGUCUCAGGAAUUGUUCAAUGGAAAUAAUUUUUAAUGCAGUAGGUGGUUUUGUUGUUGAGGCGGGGAAGAAGGUGUGUAAAUGCAUCUAUCCUAAGAUUGAAAAUACUGUCCGUUUCACAUCAAAUGUUGAAAGUGUAAGAGAGGAAAUGGAGAAUUUAACAAAGUUUAGAGAUGAUAUCAAAGGGAAGGUGGAAGGAGCUGAGGGAGAAGGCUAUAAACCAAAACCAGAGGUUCUCCAGUGGGUCGAAGAUGUUCAAAAGCUGGAGACUGACUGGGAAUCUAUGAAAGAAGACAUUGCAGCGGCUAAGAGGGUUGCAUAUAAAUGUUGUCCAAAUUGCAGUCUUCGCUCGCAAGUUUCCACUCAAGCACGAAUCAUGCGAGAUCAACUUUCCGAGCAUAAAAAAAUGGGAGAAAAUUUUGGAUCCAGUUUGGUGGUAGAAAAUUACCAGGUGAAAAAAGUGGAGUACAUCCCAGGACCAUCAAUAGAAGGCCAGUCAACAGCAACAAGAAAUCUCAACGAAAUCCUACAACUAUUAGAAGAUGAUAAGGUAUGCAUCAUUGGUGUAUGGGGAAUGGGAGGAGCGGCAAAACGACUUUGGUGAAGAAUCUGAACAAUGAGCUCCUAAAGACGUGAAGCUCUAAA